Anarrhichthys ocellatus (wolf-eel) is the source of this 2744-nucleotide messenger RNA. RefSeq names its product phospholipase B domain containing 1a (gene plbd1a). Gene Ontology annotation, molecular function: glycerophospholipase activity. NCBI's taxonomy places the organism in Eukaryota, Metazoa, Chordata, Actinopteri, Perciformes, Anarhichadidae. The record is from RefSeq and is a predicted model, not a curated record. Gene Ontology annotation, cellular component: extracellular region. Gene Ontology annotation, biological process: phospholipid catabolic process. The transcript is spliced from 11 exons. The coding region runs from base 15 to 1769 and encodes 584 amino acids.
CCGCUCAGCAGCCAAUGAGGAAACGCUCCGCUCACUCAGGUUUACUCGGACUUCCGCAAUAUGUCAGAUUUUCUCUUCGCCUUGAGCUAUUUGUGACUGAUCCGCGUCUCUAUUCUGCAGUUAGAUUAGCUUUAAACGGCAUUAACACAACAAUGCGUUUACCAAAGAGGCUUUAUGUCCUUCUGUUAUUUAUUGUGGCUACGACAUUCGCCUCUCCGGACAAGAUGACAGCAGCCACGGUGUACUGGGACCCUCAACACAAGGUUGUCCUGCUGAAGGAAGGGGUGCUGGAGACGGAAGGGGAUGCCUACGGUUAUCUGAAUGAUACCCUCUCGAGUACAGGCUGGAGCGUCCUGGAGAUCCGUGCCGGGUAUGGGCAGACCCCUGAAACUGAUGAGGUGACUUUCUUCCUGGCUGGCUACCUCGAAGGCUUCCUCACUGCCCAGCAGAUGAUGGACCACUAUACCAACAUGUAUCCGCAGCUGAUCCACGACCCAAAGAUCCUCGGCCCAGUUCAGAGUUUCAUGACGAAGCAGGACUCAUGGACCAGAGAGCAGGUAAAACUGAACAAGAGGUCCGAUCCUCUGUGGAAACACGCAGGCUUCAUCGUGGCUCAGAUGGAUGGACUGCAAGCGGGAGUCGCACACUGGGCCAAGCAACAGGGGAAAAAGCCGCUGUCCCUGUUUGCCGUCCAGUUCCUGAAUGCAGUGGGAGACCUGCUGGAUCUGAUCCCAGCCUUAGUUCCCACCUCCAACCCUCCGCUCAGAAACUACAAACUUCCAGGGAUGGGACACUGCUCUGCUCUCAUCAAGAUGCUGCCCGGCUUUGAGAACCUCUUGUUUGCCCACUCCAGCUGGUACACGUACGCUGCUACAAUGCGAAUCUACAAACACUGGGAUUUCCACAUCACUGAGCCCCACACAGCCACCGGGAAACUGUCCUUCAGCAGCUACCCUGGGUUCCUUGUGUCUCUGGAUGACUUCUACCUCUUGGGCAGUGGUCUGAUGAUGACCCAGACCACCAACGAUGUCUUUAACACCUCCCUCUUUGGCACAAUCACUCCCAACAGCCUCCUGGCGUGGCAGAGGGUCAGGCUGGCUCACAGUUUGGCACAUACUGGAGAAGAGUGGGCAAAAACAUUCUCCAUGCACAACUCUGGCACCUACAACAACCAGUACAUGGUGUUGGACAGGAGCAAGGUGCAGCUGGGCCACAGUGUUGAUGACGGCGCUCUGACUGUGGUGGAGCAGAUCCCUGGGCUGGUGGAGUACUCUGACCAGACACAGGCUCUGCGCAGAGGUUACUGGCCGUCCUACAACGUUCCUUUCCACCACAAGAUCUACACGCUGAGUGGUUAUGGAGAAAUGUGGGAGGAGCAUGGAGAAGACUUCUCCUACGAUCUCUGUCCCAGAGCCAAGAUCUUCCGCCGUGACCAGGCUGAUGUCAAGGACCUGGACUCCUUGAAGCACAUUAUGAGGUCUAAUGACUACAAGAAGGAGCCAUACUCCAAGGGUGACCCCUGCAAGACCAUCUGCUGCCGUGGCGACCUGAGAGCAGAGAAGCCUACUCCAGGAGGUUGCUAUGACACUAAGGUGACAGAUUUCCACAUGGCUGAGGACUUCCGUGCGGAGGCAGUGAACGGGCCAACGACACAGGACGGACUCCCGCCGUUCUUUUGGGAUAAAUUCAGCAACAUCAGCCACCAGGGUCUGCCGCUGUACUACAACUUUACCUUCAUCGGGAUGCAGCCUCUUCUCUUCAAGCCAUGAGGUGUGUUUGUGUUUGUGUGAGUGAGACAGAGAGAGAGUCUGUCUGACGCUUUCGGGGUAGGGAACGAUGAGAGUCAAAGGUACAAUCUGAUGUUUCUUUUGUGCUUCGCACAUCUGUUUACACACUGAUUAUUUUUGAUUUAAUUAUUGCUGAAAGUUACAAUCUCAAAGUUCCCAAUUUCAUUCUCUUUGGCGGCAACCAUGGCAAUAAGCGGUAAUUGCAGUUGUUUUUCCAUCUUACUUCAGUUGUUGCAGUUGUUUUUCCAUCUUACUUCCCAGAGGGCCCAAAUCCCAAACGGCGUGCGCCUUUUGGGAUUCUUCUUGGAAAUGUCGCACACAGACGCCCAGUUUGUAAUAAUGCAAGGGCUUUAUCACUGGUCCAUAGGCUCAAUCACUGUUGUGUUACCUCAUUCUAUGGAUGGAUGGAUGGAUGGAUUUUAAUGUUAAGAAUUGCGUCCCAAAUAAAGCUUUUUUGACUAACAGUACCUCCUUCCACCUGAUAAAAUGCAGGAUGUCAAACUGCCAAUCAGCUUUAAACUCAGUAUUUUAACGCGUAUAUGUCUCAUGUGCGUUAUUUAAUUUGGAAUACAUUAGAAACCAGUACGCUUUUUUAUACUUGCAGCCAUUUGUGCCUUAAACACUGACAGCAACUUAAUGAUUUUAUAAUAUGCAGAAUUAAUGCACUAAAUCACUAAAAUGAUUUAAUCCUUCUUUAAAUGCUUGAAUGUCUUCAUACAUGCAAACACCAUCAUUUCAAUGGUAAAUGAAUAAAUCAGUGCAAUGUCAAACUCAGGGCUGUGAUCUUCUCUGUGAUAUUUAUAUUCAUCUAUUUCUUAUACUGUGCAGAAUGAAAAUAUCUCAGGUUGAUAUAUUUAUUACAAGCCUAUGUUUCUUGUAAUAUGAUGUGUAAUACUGCACAUCUGUAUCAUGCCAUCAUUUCAUGUGUUGAUUGUUUAUUAAAGUUUUACAGUUGUA